AUGGAGCACGCGCGGCCACCUAGCGAAUUACAGUUAGAAGGCGGACCCGUCAGCAGGGCUGAUGCUUGGAAGAGGUGGAGACAACAAUUCGUGUUAUUUAUGAAAGCUUCGGGUGUGCACUCGGAGACAUCGGCAGUAAAGGCAAGUUUACUUAUCAAUUUAAUUGGUUCAGAAGGAUUCGACAUUUAUCAAACUUUUACGUUCACUAAAGACGAGAGAGAUGAUCGUGAUGAUGUGCAAAUAAUUUUGAGUAAAUUUGAUGAAUAUUUUGGAACUAAAAUUAAUAUUACAUUGCUGAGAUACAAGUUUUUCACGCGUAAUCAAGAAGAAGGUGAAAACAUACAGCAGUAUGUUACGUCAUUGCGGUUAUUGAGUAAAAAUUGUAAGUUUGCAACUUUAGAAGAAGAGCUGAUCAAGGAUCGAAUUGUUUGUGGUGUGAACAGCACAAUAGUCAGGGACCGUUUGCUCAGAUGUGAGGACCUAGACCUGGACAAAGCGGUGAAGUUGUGCCAGGCCGAAGAAAUUUCGCAAGAGAGUAGCCGUCAACUAAGUGCUAGUGGUGCUGGUGUGUAUGCUAGUGUAGUGCAGGUAGAUAGUGUCAAACAAGGGAGAGGACGACGCGACGCGCAGCACACAGGCGCCGGGCGCGCCUCGCGGGGCACCGCGCUGCGCUGCCCGCGCUGUGGAGUCGAGCGCUGUGCAACGCCUCGAUGUCCGGCCGUUUACGCCACAUGUUUCACUUGUGGUAAACAAGGUCAUUUUGCGCGGGUAUGUAGGCAAAAUUUAAAUAAUAAGGCCGGUGUAAAACAUGUAUAUGACAUUGAACAAAAUCAAGAUGUCACGCGUUCUUUUGAUUGUGAAUCGUUUUUUAUAUCAACCAUUAGUGGUCAAGAGGAUUGUUCAGAUGGUUGGUUUGAAACAUUAACCUUUGAGAAGGGUAUCGAAAACCUUAAAUUAGACACGGGGACGGAUAUAAAUGUUAUAUCUUUUGAAAGAUUUUUGCAACUGGGUUUUGAUUCCAAUAUGAUAAAAAAUGAUCGCAUUAAAUGA
Parnassius mnemosyne (clouded apollo) is the source of this 1050-nucleotide messenger RNA. NCBI's taxonomy places the organism in Eukaryota, Metazoa, Arthropoda, Insecta, Lepidoptera, Papilionidae. The record is from the annotation of a GenBank genome assembly.